Molecule: messenger RNA, 3394 nt
Organism: Myiozetetes cayanensis
Lineage: Eukaryota; Metazoa; Chordata; Aves; Passeriformes; Tyrannidae
Gene: SYNPO
Product: synaptopodin
Exons: 3
Coding region: 1-3153 (1050 amino acids)
Biological process (GO): positive regulation of actin filament bundle assembly; spine apparatus assembly; modification of dendritic spine
Cellular component (GO): spine apparatus; actin cytoskeleton; stress fiber
Molecular function (GO): actin binding
Source: RefSeq, a predicted model, not a curated record
AUGCUGAGGGCAAGGCUCCAGCAGUCCUGCCUCCACCCCCAGCCUGGCUGCCCUGUGCCCAGCGAGGCUGUGCAGACCCCCCGUGUCUGUGGGAUGGCCGAGGGGGACACUGAGGGGAACAGUGGCUGUUGGCAGGAGAGGGGGAGCAGAGGGGGGCAGAGGUGCCAUCAGCUCCAGGGUGUUUCUACUUCAGAGCCAGGUGAGCAGGAGAGACGGACUGGACUGCCGGGAGGGAAGUCAAGUGGGAGCUGCCAGAGGGAGCCCAGGGAGCUCAAUGGGGAUGCACCACAUCCCACACUGGAUGGCAGCAGCCUGGCUUUGGCAGGAGGGCCUGCAGCCCCCUGCAAGUGCCCUGGCUCUGCCCCAGAGCUGCCCCCCACAGCAGACAGCCCCACAGCCGAGCCCAGCCAGGAGUGGAAAGUGGUGAAGAUCCAACGGGUCCUCAUCAACCCUGACACAGAGCCAAGGAAAGCAGGUCUCUCCCGCAGCGCCAGCCUCUCGGAGAAGGAGCUGAAGGAGGCGAAGGCGCGGAGCCAGAGGAUCGCGGCGCAGCUCACCACGGCGCCCAGCCCCAGCUCCAAGGGCGUCCUGCUCUUCCACCGCCGCAGGCAGCGCGUCGACGGGCUCACGGGGGCUGGGAAUGGCGAGGGGCUGCUGCUGAGCCCCGCGCCCCAGCCCCGCCAAGCGACCAUGGAGGAGGGCGAGGCGCAAGGGAUGAAGGCGGAGCCUGACCAGCCCGGCAACGCGGGAGAGAGGAUGCGGGCAAAUGCACCCCCGUGCCAGGAGCCGCCUGCUGAAGCCCAGCAGGUCCCACUCAGCGUCUACCUGAAGGAAAACAUGGCAUCGGCCGCCACCAAUGGCGUGCAGGAGCAGGCGGCCAGUGGGAUGGAGGGGCUCGGGAAUGCGGGAGCCCCUGCAGGGCUAAGCAUGGCGCCUCUUGCCCUGCCACAGCAACCCGAGGAGGGGAAAAACAUCGAGGUGCCCAGUGAGGUGCCCGGUGAGGUGCCCAGUGAGGUGCCCAGUGCGCCAGCGGGCACAGCCACAGGGAUGGCAUCCCCAGGUGGCCAGCAGCAGAACGGGGUGCAGGGCCGGCAGUACUACGAGGUCCAUCUCACCCUGGCCAAGCCCAAGCCUGUGAAGAACCGGACAGCCAGACCCUUCGGCACCCAGGCAUCCCCCACCAGCAGCCAGCCCGUGGAGGAACCCCCUGCCCCAGAGCUGCCCCCGCCACCCACCUACGUGGAGACCCUCAGCAGCCCCCCACCCCUUACCCGUGUCCGCUCCCCCCCUGCCUACUCGGCCCUGUACCCCUCUCAGGAGCAGAAGAUGCUGCCAGGUCCCCUCCUGGGCUGCGGGGAGAGUGGACCAAACCCCUUGCCCAAAACAGGGAUCCUGGAGGAGUCGGCUGCCCGGAGAGCCAGCAGAAAGUCCAUGUUCACCUUUGUGGAGAAGCCAAAGCUGGGCCCCAACCCUGACCUGCUGGACCUGGUUCAGAGUGCAGACAACAGGAAGAAGCAGAAAGAUCAGGGAGAGCCCGGUGCUGAAGAUGAACCCUUUGCCCUUGGGGCUGAAGCUGCCAACUUUGUCCCCAACAACGCAGCCAGGGGUGGGCACCACCUCCCGCCGGCUGAGGAUGCUCCGGCAUGGUCCUCCUGCCUCAAGUCUCCCACCAUCCAGCCCAAGCAGAAGCCGCAGCCCAGCCACAUCCUCAGUGAGGCGAGAGGGAAGGGGGCUGAGCUCUUUGCCCGCCGGCAGUCCAGGAUGGAGAAGUUCAUCAUCGAGGCUCCCUCCCAGCCUGAGCUGCUGCGGUGCCCAUCGCCCACCAUGUCUCUGCCUCCCUCCUGGAAAUACGACAACAAUGCUUACCUGUCACCCAUGGUCUCCAGACGCCCCUCCAAGAGUCCCUCCAGGCCCUCCAAAACCCCCCCUGCGUCUCUCUAUGGCGGCAACCCGAUGGAGAAUGAGGUCUCCCAGAAGGAGCUGGAGAUCUCCAAGCACCAGCCCUACCAGCUCCAGUCCUCUCUCUUCAUCCUCUCCCCAUCUAAGGGGCCGUCAAGGUCAAUGCCCCAGGAGAUGCCUCCACCCAGACCCUCUCUUCCAGACGCCUAUCCCUACCCCCAGCAGGCCUCCUGCCCCACCUCUCCGUUGCCUCCUUCCCCUGUUUGGCAUCCCCCCGUGGUGCCCAGCGCCAGCCAGACCACCUCCAGCCCCUUCCCUGGCACUGCCGGGGCUGUGCCCCUGACUCAGGAGAGCCGUGCCAGCCCCGCAGCCCCGGCUGAGGUGCUCCUGGCCUCCCCGUGCCGCCUGCUGCCGCCCCGGGGGAAGGUGGGCUUCCAGGCACCCCGGCCCUCCUACUCCACCAGGAAUGCCGGCAUCGAGCCACAGGACAGGCGGUCAUCCCUCCCUGCAUCACCCACCUGGACGCCCCGGCUGGCGCGGCGCCCGGGCAGCCUGGACGGCUGGGCCAGCCCGGCCUCGGUGCCCGAACUGGAUGAGGGACCUCCCAUGUCACCUCCAUGGAGCGAGAGGUCCCUGUCCCCUCUGCGGCAGGACGCGGACCCCCGGGCCAGCCGGCAGAUGCAAGCGCGGCUCGCCAGGAACAUCAUCAACGCUGCCCGCAGGAAGAGCUCCUCUCCCAAAGCCGUGGGGCUGGAGGGCUCCCGGCCCUUCACCCCCAUCUCCACCGGUCCCCCCAGCCUGCCCCAGUCCCCCCGGCUGGGCCCCAGAGCGCCGGCACUGCAGGCUGCCAGCAGCGCGCUGGGGAGCCUGGGCAGCCCCUCGCCCACCCACAAAAGCCCCUUGCGAUCGCCCCGGGCAGGCAGCCCCCAGUUCUGUGCCUCCCCCGGCAUGCCCCGAGCCGCCUGGGCAGAGGGUCGCCGGCUCCUGCUGCCACCCAGCACGUCCUCGUGCCCCGUGCCCAGGCUGUCCCCCGUCCCCAAGAGCCCCCUGCCAUCCCCCGUGGUGGGCGGGCGGUCCCCAGCCAAGCGCUGCACCUCCCGGUCCCCGACGGACUCGGACGUCUCCCUCGACUCCGAAGACUCGGGGACCAAGAGCCCGGGAAUCCACAGCUUCAACCUCUGUCCCCGGGGCUGGACCGGCAGCCUGCGGCUGAAGACGGGGGGUCUGCCCUCGGGGGCCCCCUGCACCUCCUAAACGAGCCAGUCCCAGCCAAACCACCCUCUUCCUGGACCUGCCAGCCUGGGUGAUGCCACCCGCUGACCCCCCACACCGGGAACACCCCAACCCUCGGGGCUGAGGUCCCCAAACACCAGUGUCCCUGUGGAGCUGCGCAGCCCCUCGGUGUGCCAGCAGGGUCAGGUGCCUCCUGUCCGCCCGCCAUCCCGUGGCCCUGCUCUAUUUUUACCACCCUAACCUUUCCGGGCAGGACUGCGUG